CCAAAAUUGGGCUUUUCCUCUUUCGUUGUCAACCAGCGGCACGAGUGCUAUUGCUCGCUCGAUCAUACAUUUUUCAAUCUAUAAAGACGUGAGCCUUCACAAGGUUUUUCCUUUUGUGUUAUUGCUGCAUUUGGAAUUCCAAUUACGUCUCCGAGGCCAAUAAUCUUCGACGCCAAGGGUAGUAACCAGUGGUGGACACAAUAACACCCCGUUCCCGCGAUGGCCACGCGAGGAAGAGCGGCCACCCCUUAGUGACCACCGUCGUCGCGCAUGAUGGUCACCUUCUAAGUUCUAAUAAAGCACGCCAAAGACAUCACGACACCCAGCUUAACAUCAUACAGUCGUAUUGGCCGGAUUACGUAAUUAUAUAGACACCUAGAAUCAUAGUUAACAAAAAGUAGCUCACUUGUACGCCUUAGUUGUUUAUUAUUGUUAAUCUUAUAAUUAAAUAUUAUUAAAUUUAACUACAUGUUAUGGCCAGUGAGUAACAUUGCUCGUCGUUGAUCCACGGCAUUUGGCCGACCCCUUUUUUUUAUUUUCUUUAAAGCGAGGCCACUGGGCACUCGCUACAAAUGGUAGCAGAGCGUAACGUAAAUUUUAUUGUUGUAAUCUUUAUCAAAAUUGUUGGUGUAUUGUGAGCUACGAUUAUUUUUAUGUGUUGUUUAUGCAAUAACCUUGUGAUAAUUUAUCGAUUUUAUUUGUCGCGCUUGUACCGAUCGAUCAUAUUUAUGCAGCAUGUGCGGUUGAUAGUCAAUUAGAUAUUUUACUCGUAUAGGUAUUUUCCGCGUUUUAAGGUUUCUUUCAUACUGACAGUUAUUAUUUUACAUAACUUCUUUGAUGCCACCUCCUAUUACGCGUAGCACCGCAAAAGGUGUCACCUCAGUUUCGAAAUUUUCCACACCUGCGGUAGCCAACCCUAAACAACUGUUACAAUUCCCAAAAGGUAGUCGGGUUGCUAGCAUGACUGAGCAGGAACUCCUAACUGCCUUUCAACGCCUUAAAGAGGUUCCAGAUGAGUCUCCGCAGGCAAGUACUGCCAGUACUGUCAAUUCUUCGGUACAUUCGCAACGUGUACUCACCGCCCCUACUUUGAAAACGAAAUCUAAGAAAUUACUAUCUCCUAAACCUAAACCAACUUUGCCUAAUUCAUCAUUAAUUGUAAAUUCACUUGCACAAGAUAUUCAAACUACCAAUCAAAACUGCUCCGAAAUUUUGAAAGUCGCAAUUGAGGCAGCAGACAAUAUCACCUCGUACCAUAAGAUUAAGUUCAAAGUUGACUCGAAUAAAUUAAUAUCGAAUGUUCCUACAUGUAGCCAUAACAAUCCCCAGGCUAUUGUGCUUUUUAUCGAGGCAGUAGACAAGAUUUUCAAGCUCCCAAACGUCGAUAGUUUAAGUCUUCUGAUCGCGUUAUCGAUUAAAGUGGACGAUCACAUUACAGAAUGGUGGUCUACUAUGAUGAGUAAACCGUGGACUGAGGUGAGGGGAGCUCUUUUCUCUAAAUACAUAAAUAAUUCAGAUAUAAUCCUAAUGUGCGAUAAAUUUAUUAACCGUUUGCAAAGGGAGGACGAGUCAUUUGAAUCCUUCGUUUUGGAUAUUAAGUCAAAAUUUUGUGCAUUAAACCUUACGUAUCCCGAAUCGCACCUAAUUUCAAUAAUUUGGGCACAUUGUAGCAAAAAAACCUUUGAUGUAAUCAAACAUUUUUACGAACCUUCCACGUUUAGUGAAUUGGAUACAAUAAUUUACAAAAUUGAAUCAAUCGCCAGGAGAGAGGAAAAUUUUAAGCACCCUAAUUCUUUUGAUAUCGUACCCACCAUUAGUCCUCCUGUAAACUUUCAAUCUCGACCACCGCCGCCGGAGCAAAAGCGUGCACAAUUUUGUAGAUACUGUCGGAAUUACGGUCAUUUAUUAAAUGAAUGUCGCAAACUCAGUAAUAAAAAUGAUAGCUAUCCAAAAAACUAGUUUGCCUUUUUAGCCUCA
Photinus pyralis (common eastern firefly) is the source of this 1977-nucleotide messenger RNA. RefSeq lists its product as uncharacterized. Gene Ontology annotation, molecular function: zinc ion binding; nucleic acid binding. The record is from RefSeq and is a predicted model, not a curated record. The transcript is spliced from 2 exons. Bases 838 to 1959 code for a protein of 373 amino acids. Lineage: Eukaryota; Metazoa; Arthropoda; Insecta; Coleoptera; Lampyridae.